Lachancea nothofagi CBS 11611 is the source of this 690-nucleotide messenger RNA. NCBI's taxonomy places the organism in Eukaryota, Fungi, Ascomycota, Saccharomycetes, Saccharomycetales, Saccharomycetaceae. The record is from the annotation of a GenBank genome assembly.
AUGUUUAAAUACUCGAUUGGGCUAUCGUCAUGGCCACGGUUUAAUGUGGCAGCUUUGAGGAACGUCAGAUUUUUGGCCUCUGAAGCCAGAGUCACUGUAAAGCCUUUGCACUCGAGGAAAACAUUUCUGAUCGAUUCUUAUAAAGAUAUGAUGGAUAAAAAUCCUGUUGUACUUUUUGCACACCAUAACAACCUGUUGAAGCAAGAAAAUGCGUUUUUCCGCUCACAAAUCCAGCAAUUAGGCGGCAAAAUGACAGUGGUGAGGAACCAGCUGUUUCAAGUGUACCUACGGAAUUCACAUCUUGAAGAUCCAUGUGCUCCUUCUGAAAAAUUAGAGCAGAACAGACAGCAUCCACUAAUGCCUCUUUUCAAAGGCCCGACUGCGGCUAUAACCUUUUCCGAAACAGAACCCGACAAAAUCGCAAAGCUACUGAAGCUUCUGGAUAAGAGCUCCGAUAAGAUGUUUGUUGUGGGCGCGAAAAUCGAAGGACAAGUGUUGGACGUGCCCAGCAUUCACGACUUCAAAACGCUUCCGUCGAAGAAUGCUUUGCAAGGUCAGCUCUUGGGUCUGCUUACCGUGCUCAGCGGUGCAGGUCUGGUCAGGACUUUGGAGGCAGGCUCCCACUCUCUAUACCUCACUUUACAAUCGCAUCACGACAAUAUCGACCCUGAAAACAAGAAGUCCGAGUGA